CUCUCUAGGUCAGAUGCAUAAUGCAGUAAAUUUACUUUGGUAUAAGUUGAUCAACUGGGGACGAUGUAUAUUGGUUCCUAUUUUUAUCUUUUAUUUUCUUUUCUCGAUGAUCCAAUCUCUAUUAUUAUUAAAUGUGCGCUAGAAAAUGUGUAACUAUGUUUUCUUCUUCGAGACUAUGUUUGAAAGUGGUUUUAUUUAACAAGCUGUUUUGCACUGAAGGAACUCAGGCUUAUGUUCGAAACUUUGUAAGUAGCCUAGUGCAUAAUAAAAUUAUGGCAGUACCAAGCCGAGCUAGAGUAUAUACAGAUGUUAACUCACACAAGCCAAGAGAAUACUGGGAUUAUGAAAGUUAUGCAGUUGAUUGGGGUCAGCAGGAUGAUUACCAACUUGUUAGGAAACUUGGCAGAGGAAAAUAUAGUGAAGUUUUUGAAGCUAUCAAUGUUACAAACAAUGAAAAAUGUGUAGUUAAAAUAUUAAAGCCUGUAAAAAAGAAGAAAAUUAAACGAGAGAUAAAGAUUUUAGAAAAUUUGAGGGGUGGUACAAAUAUUAUUACGUUGGAAGCUGUAGUGAAAGACCCCGUCUCUCGGACGCCGGCGUUAAUUUUCGAACAUGUGAACAAUACGGACUUCAAACAACUUUAUCAAACGUUAACAGAUUUUGAUAUUCGUUUUUAUUUAUAUGAAUUGCUCAAGGCUUUGGAUUACUGCCAUAGUAUGGGUAUUAUGCAUAGGGACGUGAAACCUCAUAAUGUUAUGAUUGAUCAUGAAAAUAGGAAAUUACGUUUAAUAGAUUGGGGUUUAGCUGAAUUUUAUCACCCUGGUCAAGAAUAUAAUGUUAGGGUUGCAUCAAGAUAUUUUAAAGGACCUGAGUUAUUAGUAGAUUAUCAGAUGUAUGAUUACUCGUUAGACAUGUGGUCACUGGGUUGUAUGUUAGCUUCAAUGAUCUUUAGAAAAGAACCUUUCUUUCAUGGCCAUGAUAAUUAUGACCAAUUAGUUCGCAUAGCCAAAGUCCUAGGUACUGAAGAGCUCUUUGAAUAUCUAGACCGAUAUCAUAUAGAGUUAGACCCAAGAUUCAAUGAUAUAUUAGGAAGACAUUCCCGGAAAAGGUGGGAGCGUUUUGUUCAUAGUGAAAAUCAACAUUUAGUAUCUCCUGAAGCUUUAGAUUUUUUGGAUAAACUAUUACGUUACGAUCACUUAGAACGCCUUACUGCACGAGAUGCUAUGGAUCACUCCUACUUUUAUCCAGUAGUGAAGGAACAAUGUAGAUUGAUUUCUACAGUAUCAUCUUCCCCUACUCCACUCACAGGCAACUUGUCUGUUGUUGGAGUGGGUGAGUAGCAAGCAGUUAAAACACUAUUAUAUUAUUUCAUGCUAUCAUAAUUGCCAUACCCACGUUUGUAAAAUACCAGAUCAAAUCAUGUUUUGCUAGGUUUUCAUUUAUCAUAACUACUUCUUUUACACUUUUUAUUUUACAAAAUUAUUUUUACAAUUCUUUAUAUUUCUACCAGUAAAUAAUAGGAACAUCUAGAUUUGUUACCAUACAUUGUAACGAAGGAGUAUGUAUUCUUUUCCAUAUGCAAUGUACUAUAUUGUUAAAAUAUGUGUAUUGUAAUAUUUUUUCUAUUAAGAAGUUCAUAAUGGAGUAUGUUCACAGAGAAUUAUUAGUGGAUAAUUAAGUUAACGGUAGCUGUAAAUUUCUGUAAUACAAUCUACUAGUAAUUUUCUGUAUAAAAUGUAAUGAUAGUGAUACUGGAAUAAAAACUAUGUAAAUUAUUUAUGUUUAUUUAUGAUGAGACUUCUGUAUUUAAAAAUGGUCACACAAUAUUGUACAACCUGUUACUGUACAAAGAUUGCUGUUUGAAUUACAGCAGCUUCAAAAUAUGGGUCAAAACAAUACUAAACAUUAAUUUGUAUUAAGAACAAUUUAAAUAAUUUAAAUUGUUUGUUCUGAGUUAUUUCGUUUGUAAAUUAUCCUUUUGCAAUAAACUUUAUAAGAAAAAAUAAAAA
Molecule: messenger RNA, 2006 nt
Organism: Aethina tumida (small hive beetle)
Lineage: Eukaryota; Metazoa; Arthropoda; Insecta; Coleoptera; Nitidulidae
Gene: CkIIalpha
Product: casein kinase II subunit alpha
Exons: 6
Coding region: 132-1337 (401 amino acids)
Biological process (GO): protein phosphorylation
Cellular component (GO): cytosol; nucleus; protein kinase CK2 complex
Molecular function (GO): ATP binding; protein serine/threonine kinase activity
Source: RefSeq, a predicted model, not a curated record